AUAGUCCACCCACUCAACAUUCAACAAUAAUGAGCCAUUACAAUCAGGGCCAGCCUCCCGUUGGUCUUCCUCCUCCCCAAGGUUAUCCGCAACCGCCGCCGCCGCAGCAAGAUUCUCACGACAAAGAUGCAACUCCCGGCUACCCUCCUCAGGGCUACCCGCCCCAACCCCAGGGAUACCCUCCCCAACCCCAAGGAUAUCCUCCCCAAGGGUACCCUCCUCAAGGGUAUCCUCCCCAAGCCUACCCUCCUCCGGGCGCGGGCUACCCUUCUCCAGGUUACCCUCCUCCUCCUCCUCAAGGUUACCCUCCCCAACCGGGUUAUCCUCCGCAGUAUGCCCCCCAAUACGCUGCGCCGCCGCCCCCUCGCCAACAACAACAAUCCGGCAGCUCUGGUUGUUUGGAAGGAUGUUUGGCCGCACUGUGUUGUUGCUGCCUCUUGGACGCCUGCUUCUGACGUUAACGCUUCAAUUUGCUCAGUUAAUCC
This is a messenger RNA of Ipomoea nil (Japanese morning glory), 485 nucleotides long. Its product is annotated as cysteine-rich and transmembrane domain-containing protein A-like. The record is from RefSeq and is a predicted model, not a curated record. The transcript has 3 exons. NCBI's taxonomy places the organism in Eukaryota, Viridiplantae, Streptophyta, Magnoliopsida, Solanales, Convolvulaceae. Bases 30 to 455 code for a protein of 141 amino acids.